This is a messenger RNA of Lotus japonicus, 783 nucleotides long. Its product is annotated as nucleoid-associated protein At4g30620, chloroplastic-like. Gene Ontology annotation, molecular function: DNA binding. The record is from RefSeq and is a predicted model, not a curated record. The transcript is spliced from 7 exons. NCBI's taxonomy places the organism in Eukaryota, Viridiplantae, Streptophyta, Magnoliopsida, Fabales, Fabaceae. The coding region runs from base 78 to 644 and encodes 188 amino acids.
AUCCUUGGACAACCCUUCAAAACUGAACUUGAACUCUUGUUCUGCUUCUUCUUCUUGUUCCCUGCGUGUGGAAGCCAAUGGCGUCCACUGUCUCUCUACCAAACGCAAUCGGACUCUGUCCCCGGAACAACCAUACCCUUUCAUCAACUUCUCACUGUAAACUAAACUCCAGUUCAAGUAUAGUUGACAUGAAGAUAUUACCUCAGAGUGGUAGUCGUAAAGUUGGACAUGGCCAAAGACAUUUACGAUUAUAUGGCCUAUUUGGAGGGAAAAAAGAUGGUGAUGAUUCACCUAAUAAGGGAGGAAUUCUUGGAAACAUGCAAAACCUUUAUGAGACUGUGAAGAAGGCGCAAAUGGUCGUCCAAGUUGAAGCAGUGAGGGUGCAAAAAGAACUUGCGGCAGCAGAAUUUGAUGGUUAUUGUGAGGGUGAGUUAGUGAAGGUAACGCUGUCUGGAAACCAGCAACCCUUACGAACAGAAAUUACUGAGGCAGCUAUGGAAUUCGGAUCAGAAAAACUUUCGCUUUUAAUCACUGAAGCUUACAAGGAUGCACACCAGAAGAGUGUCCAGGCCAUGAAGGAAAGAAUGAGUGAUCUUGCUCAGAGCUUAGGAGUGCCUGAAGGGAUUAAUGAAGGAAUGAAGUGAUGGAUAUUUUUUAUGAUAGACUAUGGCCUGGGCCUGAAUUUUGCAUACAAAACAUGGCAGAUAGCCUUAUUUCUUGAUUUAUUAUGACUGGCAUUUGCAAUGUUGAUUAUUCUAUAAUUUAAGCCUUCUUUUUCUUACA